AUGCAGUCCUGAUACAGUUCAUCAGACCAGAGUUCCAAUUCUGCUCUUUCGCCGGUUCUCCGUUUUUGUGUGCGCUCUCGCUAAUUAGUCUCUCCGGUGUUCCUCGGCGUUUCUUCUGCCGUCUUCAUCCACGGCAUAUUAAGAACAUGUCAUUUAAGAUGAUGUCCCCGCCAGUGCCGAAUCGAACUGGUAAAGAAAAUAUAGUGGACGUUCUAUAUGGCCUUGGUGAAGAUAUCGCUGCAGAUGGAGAUAGGGAACAAAUAACAAGUUUCACCACAGAUGUUGCAUUCAUGUACCAUGUUUUUAACAAGGAAGGAUUCCUUCAAGACUAUGGUGGUCCUCUGGAACUUACUUUGGGUACUGGAAAAUAUGGCUCAGUGUUUGACGAAGGCAUUCGCGGGAUGAAAAUCCAAGGAGUAAGACGAAUAUAUACGGCACCAAAUAAGGAUAUAAGAGUUCGUCAGAGUUUCUUUCGUAAGGCACUUUACAAGUUGAAGUUGAAACGUCUUCCCGAUCUUGUGAUUUAUCAGGUGUCAGUUAUUGCUUUUCUGGAUGAAAACGGACGGUUUCGUCCGGUCGUAACCCCUGGACAAUGCAAAUUUUGGGAAGAUUGAAAGCCUGCAACCAUCUGAUCCUGACUUGCUGCCCUCAAUGUGAACUUGAGGUCACGCGUGUUCAGUUGACCGAUUCAUUAGCUUAGAAUUAUGAACUGGACUAGGAAGCAUGCUCUUCAUCCAUGUGUACAGGUUCAAAUACUUCAAACGGAGUAAACCGUAAUGUCUAAUAUUCGCAAAAAAAGCAGCAUUACUGAAGGGAAAAAAUUAGGUUGAUAACAAAACCGACUAGACUUGUGAAUUUGUACACCUAUAUAAUAGGUUUGAGCAUCACCAUAAUGGAUCGUGAUGUCGUUAUAAUUUAUUCAUUUGUGUUGCGAUUAA
Prosopis cineraria is the source of this 938-nucleotide messenger RNA. RefSeq lists its product as uncharacterized. The coding region runs from base 147 to 614 and encodes 155 amino acids. The record is from RefSeq and is a predicted model, not a curated record. NCBI's taxonomy places the organism in Eukaryota, Viridiplantae, Streptophyta, Magnoliopsida, Fabales, Fabaceae. The transcript is spliced from 7 exons.